Rotaria sp. Silwood2 is the source of this 342-nucleotide messenger RNA. The record is from the annotation of a GenBank genome assembly. NCBI's taxonomy places the organism in Eukaryota, Metazoa, Rotifera, Eurotatoria, Philodinida, Philodinidae.
AUGAUGACGACUGCUAGAAGAUCACGAAACACUGUGCUCCAUGUUUGGCUCGAUGCUUCUGCUAAUUCAAAUAGCAGUAGUUCUAAAAAAGUGGAGAAACAAUUGAAAACAAAAUUAGAAAGCUUUACAACACUUAAUGCUAUCAAUGAUUUCAAAGAAUUUAUUGAAAUACAUGAUAAUGAAACUAUUGUACUUAUUGUGUCGGGUUCUUAUGGACGACAAAUUCUACCAGAAAUACACAAUUUAACACAAUUGUUGGCCGUUUAUGUUUAUUGUGCUAAUUUAGAACCAAAUAUUCAGUGGGCAAAAAAUUAUACCAAGGUAAGUAUAUCAAAAUUAUAA